AUGGUGACUUCCCGCUUCCUGCACCGGCUGUUUCAUCGCUCUUCCAACCCUGAUCCCGAACCGCACCAGCGACAACAACAACCGCAACCGCCAGCAUCACCACGCCCGAUUCCAGCUCCGGCGCCCUUCAACACCGUCCCCAAUUGGUCACGUGCUAUCAUCGACUCGAUCGGAAUCAACGUCUUGACCUGUCGCAAUUAUGGCGACCGCGCCAAUUCCCGUCUACUGCCCGUUCUUCCUCCCGACUAUCGAUGCCUGGGCGAAGACCCCGACCGAGCAACCCGGAAGAUCAAUGUCCAGGACCGGAGCGCCUUUUUCUCUCUACCGCUCGAAAUUCGCGAAUUGAUCUACCUCUAUCUCUUGGGAAACCGUCGCAUUCAUGUCGAUUUUGAUUACCAUCCGCGAAAGGGACGCUGGCGGUGGUGGUACCGCGUGUGCGACGACCCCCAACACUGUCCCGAUAAAUCCGACCCGUUCGUGUGUCCGGAGUAUGCGGGGGCGGAGGAGGCGAUGUUGGAGCUGGGCUCGAGCGCCUGGGUGAAACCAGGGUUUGAAUACAAACUGCAUGCGAUGGGCUGGUUGACGUCUUGCUGGAGAGCGUAUCAAGAAUCGGUAUUGAUAUUGUAUCAGUCUAACUGUUUCGUCCUCACGCACGGCAUUGACCAGCUUUUCCGGUUCUGUCGGAUCAUGCCUCCGUACCACCUCUCCUUGAUCACGUCCAUGAGCAUCGAGAUCGAUAUCUAUCGCGCAUCCAAAGGGCCGCCGGAGAUGGAAAGGCGAUUUCAAACUUUCUACGAUAGCUUUUUCGACCUGCUUCAUCAUUCGCUUCCGAAUUUGAAGAACCUCCGGCUCUCCAUUGCUGGGUUACCGAAUCGAGGACAACGGGAAAUACAGUGGUCGGAAGAUACAGAAUGGAAAUGGAUCGGGCCUUGGGAGAGUCUGGGUCAAAGCCGGCAAUGGAGGGUCCUAGAGAUUGCUGUCCCGAGGACCUGGAUUGGGGACUUUGAAGACUUGGUAUGGAGACGGAGCAAGUUAUCGGAAAAGGAAAGGUACAAACUCGUCAUGGGAGUGGAUCUCUAUCCGCGAGGGUGGUGA
This is a messenger RNA of Aspergillus steynii IBT 23096, 1095 nucleotides long. RefSeq lists its product as uncharacterized. The transcript has 2 exons. NCBI's taxonomy places the organism in Eukaryota, Fungi, Ascomycota, Eurotiomycetes, Eurotiales, Aspergillaceae. The record is from RefSeq and is a predicted model, not a curated record. The coding region runs from base 1 to 1095 and encodes 364 amino acids.